AUGCUUCGCCCAGCUUCUAUCUUCGCACUUGGUGCCCUUCUCUUCCUUUCACUUCUCGAUUCUGUGUCCGCUGCGACAGCUGGCUGUGGAAAAACCCCAAGACUGAACAGUGGUGUUCACACCAUCACAGUCAACAACAAGCAGCGCCGCUACACUCUUCGCGUGCCUCAAAACUAUGAUAACAAGCGUCAAUACCGCUUCAUCUUUGGCCUGCACUGGCUCAACGGUGACAUGAACGCGGUCGCUAGUGGAGCUGCUCCCUACUACGGCCUCGCUGCUCUUGCCGGUGAGAGCACCAUCUUUGUAGCCCCAGACGGUCUCAACAGGGGAUGGGGAAACCAGAAUGGAGAGGACAUUGCCUUCCUUGACGCAGUCAGGAAGCAGAUUGACGACGAGUUCUGUGUCAACGAGAAGCUCCGCUUCUCCCUAGGUUUCUCCUACGGUGGUGCCAUGUCCUUCAGCCUGGCUUGCAGCAAGGCGGCUGACUUCCGAGGUAUUGCUGUCUUGUCUGGUGCCACCCUCUCUGGAUGUGCUGGCGGCAACACCCCCAUUGCGUUCUACGGUCAACACGGUGUCAAGGACAGCGUUCUGCCCAUCUCUUCCGGAAAGCAGAUCCGUGACCGCUUUGUCCAGCUUAAUGGAUGCCAGUCUAAGAACGCACCCGACCCAUCGCCCAACAGCCGCCAGCGCGUCAAGACCGUAUACGAUGGAUGCAAGUACCCAACUCAAUGGACUUCCUUCGAUGGAGAUCACGUCGCGCUUCCCGGAGAUGCAGGAAACGAUGUUGGCGCUCAGAGCUUCACACCCAAGGAGGUCUGGGCCUUCUUCAGCCAGUUCACCUAA
Bipolaris zeicola 26-R-13 is the source of this 843-nucleotide messenger RNA. Its product is annotated as carbohydrate esterase family 1 protein. NCBI's taxonomy places the organism in Eukaryota, Fungi, Ascomycota, Dothideomycetes, Pleosporales, Pleosporaceae. The transcript has a single exon. The coding region runs from base 1 to 843 and encodes 280 amino acids. Gene Ontology annotation, molecular function: feruloyl esterase activity. The record is from RefSeq and is a predicted model, not a curated record.